AUGAAGCAGAUCUGUGAAGCCACGGAAGCGCGAGCUGCCAGGCUGGAGCUCACGACGGGGUUGGAGGGAGAGCUGCAGCGUGCCCAGCUUCGAGCCUCAGAGACGGAGGCGGAGGUCAGCUCACUGCAGGAACGCCUCAACAACCUCCGCAGAGAGCUGGGAGACAGCGAAGAGUGUGCUGCUCUCCUGAAGGUUGAGGGUGAGAGGCUGGCAACUGCCUUGGCACAUGCAGAACUUCAGGAGAGCCAGUUGAGGGAGCAACUGCAAGCCAUGGCUGCAUCCUUGACCGACAGCAACACUGCUGCAGGAUCAUCCCGGGAUCAAGCCGCCCAACUGCAGCGAGCUCUCACAGCCAGCGAACAUGAUCGGAAGAUGCUGCAGGAGAGGUUGGAUAAGACACGGGAGGCUCUGACAAACGGUAGGAAGCAAAAUCAUGGCUUGAGUGAGAGACUACAGAGCCUGCAGAGAAGCCAGGAAGAGUCUGAGCUCAGGGUCUCCGAACUCGACAAACAGACACGUGGCCUGCAGGAGGCUGUGAGACGGAGGCAACAGGCUGAGCAGGAGGCGCAAGAGAGGUGUGCAACCCUAAAGGGAGAAAAGGAUCAGCUUCAAGAGCAGGUGGCUAUCCUGCAAACCACUGCAGAUCGUCUGCAGGGAGAGAAAGCUGAGCUGGAGAGGACACUGCUGCGUCUGGGAAAAGACAGGUCCUCUCUAAAACGGACCCUGGAGAAGGUGGAACAGAAUCGCCAAAGGAAGGAGGCCGAGGUACUGCAUGCUGAGCGUGAGAGAGAACAGCAAGAACAAAAAAUACAAAAUCUAGAGCUAGAGUUAAGCGAGACACAGGCUGAAAUUCACACACUACAGUCCCAGAUCUCUAUAUUGGAGCAGGCUCACUCCCAGAGGCUCAUGGAAGUGACAGCUCACCUCAGGCAAGAGCUGGACCUGGAGUCAGAGCGGAUGAGGAACUCCCAGCAACAGGUAGAGAAAGCACUGGAGGCACGGGAGAAAGCUCACCGCCAGAGGGUCCACUGUUUGGAGGAACAGGUUUGCACACUGAAAGAACAGUUGGAGCAGGAGAUGAAGAGGAGGCAAGCAUAUAUGAAGCAAAUGCAUAGAUUAGGGCUCUAACAAAACCCGAAAUGGCUUGGGAAUUCAGGCCACGGUGACCAACUGACAGCUUUUUGCUUGUAAUCUCUCAAAGGCCAAUGAAACAAGGCCAGUGCUUACAUGCAUAUCCACAAUGAAAUCUUACACAGGCAUGAUUCACACACUUUGGUUUUAAAAACACACAAAAUCACUGGUCUCAGGGAGAAUUGUUGGACUUAAUUUGCACAAAUACUUUAAGUAAUCCUGAUCCACACCAUACAAACCCAGUAACAACAAACAAAGAGAUCACUGUUUCACUAAAUUCUUCUCAAUUGCCAAAUUGUUUUAAAGAUUUGUUCUGCAAACUGUUAAAAACAGACGAUAAAUCUACCUAAGUCUAUCCCUGUUCAUCUUAGAGCAUUAGUCUCAAUUCAACACCACACACACACUUGCAUUUUUACAU
Molecule: messenger RNA, 1549 nt
Organism: Pimephales promelas (fathead minnow)
Lineage: Eukaryota; Metazoa; Chordata; Actinopteri; Cypriniformes; Leuciscidae
Source: RefSeq, a predicted model, not a curated record